Molecule: messenger RNA, 1437 nt
Organism: Paraphaeosphaeria sporulosa
Lineage: Eukaryota; Fungi; Ascomycota; Dothideomycetes; Pleosporales; Didymosphaeriaceae
Product: ribose-phosphate pyrophosphokinase-like protein 1
Exons: 5
Coding region: 64-1029 (321 amino acids)
Biological process (GO): ribonucleoside monophosphate biosynthetic process; purine nucleotide biosynthetic process; 5-phosphoribose 1-diphosphate biosynthetic process
Cellular component (GO): ribose phosphate diphosphokinase complex; cytoplasm
Molecular function (GO): magnesium ion binding; ribose phosphate diphosphokinase activity
Source: RefSeq, a predicted model, not a curated record
GCUUUCAGCCUUCGACAUGUGAACAACGAGCCCGCCGUCACCACACCACACAACAUAACAAUCAUGGCCACGAAUAGCAUAAAAUUGCUUACGGGCAAUAGCCAUCCUCAGCUUGCGAAUCUUGUGGCUAGCAGGCUCGGGAUUGAGCUCACCAAGAUUUUGGUGCUACAGUACUCGAACCAGGAGACAUCUGUGACCAUCGGCGAGUCUGUGAGAGAUGAAGAUGUCUUCAUCCUACAAUCCACGCCUCCGGGUGAUAUCAACGAUGCGCUGAUGGAGCUCCUCAUCAUGAUUAAUGCCUGCAAGACCGCGUCGGCGCGCCGCAUUACUGCUGUGCUACCCAACUUCCCGUAUGCACGCCAAGACAAGAAAGACAAGUCGCGAGCGCCCAUUACAGCGAAGCUCAUGGCGAACAUGUUGCAAACGGCCGGCUGCAACCAUGUGAUCACGAUGGAUCUGCAUGCUAGUCAGAUCCAGGGCUUCUUCAAUGUCCCGGUGGACAACCUAUAUGCGGAGCCGAGCACCCUAAGGUGGAUCAAGGACAACUUGAAUGUGAAGGAGUGUAUAAUUGUCAGCCCAGAUGCUGGCGGCGCGAAAAGGGCAACAUCUAUAGCAGAUGGCCUUGACCUUCCUUUUGCCUUGAUCCACAAGGAACGUGCACGGCCGAACGAAGUCUCCAAGAUGGUUCUCGUUGGAGACGUUAGCGACCGGACUGCUAUCAUCGUUGACGAUAUGGCCGACACCUGCGGAACUUUGGCGAAAGCCGCGGACGUUGUCAUCCAGCACGGCGCUAAAGAUGUCAUUGCGAUCGUCACACACGGCAUUCUCAGCGGAAACGCUAUCAACGCCCUUAAUGGAAGCAAACUGAAGAAGAUCGUCGUAACGAAUACAGUCCCGCAUGAGGAUAAGAAGGAGCUCUGUGAUCGUAUCGAGACGAUCGACAUUAGCCCCACUCUUGCCGAAGCGUGUCGGCGCACACACAACGGCGAGAGUGUAUCUUUCCUGUUCAAGCACGCACCUGUCGAUUGAGGCUAAUGCGGAUCACAUCAGGUUCGGGCCGUGUUUUAGAUUUGCGAAGGGUGUUGAUUGCAUAUUGGAGUUUCUUGAUCGAUACACGUGGUGGAAUACACCCCUUUCUUUGUGGCUUUUCCAAAUCAUCCUCACUAUUGAGGAAUUCGGCUGUGCUUCGGCGACCCAUGACUUCACAAAUCCUCAUGAUUUCACUCGGCGGUGUCCGGACUCUGCAGGUUGCAUUUCGCACGAUAUCUGCUCGCUACACCAUUUUCAAACUGCGCUUGAUUUGUUUUGGUGCAGCUGAACGUUCAGACGGGGACCGUGCACGCUCAGUAUGCAAAUCACUCCGCACGAACUAAUGAUCCGUAGCAGGUAGCGAGUGAUCUGCAUUCAAUGAACAAACAAGACACCCCUGUCAAAGUC